Guillardia theta CCMP2712 is the source of this 339-nucleotide messenger RNA. RefSeq lists its product as hypothetical. Gene Ontology annotation, cellular component: nucleus. Gene Ontology annotation, biological process: regulation of DNA-templated transcription. The transcript has 3 exons. The record is from RefSeq and is a predicted model, not a curated record. The annotation marks the transcript as partial. NCBI's taxonomy places the organism in Eukaryota, Cryptophyceae, Pyrenomonadales, Geminigeraceae.
AGCGACUCGAGAAAGAAGGUCUGUUCUUGCAAGAAAUCACGAUGUCUUAAAUUAUACUGCGAGUGCUUUGCCGCUGGAGAGAUUUGCUCCGGAUGCAAAUGUGUUGAUUGUGCGAAUGAUGGAGACCAUGAGGACAUGCGACUGCAAGCAGUCGAUACAAUCAAGCAAAGAAACAACAAUGCGUUUGCUCCCAAGAUUGUGGACGAAAUCCAGCAAGACAAGGGAAUGCAUGCUCGCGGAUGUCGAUGCAAGAAAUCGCACUGCCUGAAGAAGUAUUGCGAAUGUUACCAGGCUGGAGUUCAGUGCACAGACAAAUGCAAGUGCGAGGAAUGUCAGAAU